AUGAGGUUAAUAUGUCUUGGACUAGUUUUAAAUUAUUUUAUUUAUUUUACUUAUGCACAACAUUUUGUAUGUAAUUCAAUUGAUGGUUAUAAUACUAAAGAAUUAACAAGUGCUAUUCAAUGGCAAGUUACAACACCACAACAAUGUCUUUCUAAUCUUGCUCUUGACUGUAGUUUUUAUAUAAGUUUUUGUCAAACAGCGCCUAUGUGCUUUAAUGAAUAUUCGGCAUGUCAAAAUGCAACAGGAGCAGCAAAUGUCACUGUUAUUGGUGGUUUUACUAGUACACUUUUUUAUCCAAAUGAAAAUGCAAAAACUGGUUUUUAUGCUAAAUUUCCAAAUGGUCCAAUGCAAAAUAUAUCAAAUACAACACAUUGUGAACCAUCAUUAAUAAUAAAAUUUAAAUGUAAUAGUCAAGUAAAAUGGUUUGCUCCAUUGACUAAUGCAACAGCAUCUGCACCACAACCAAUUGAUAUUGAUGUUGAUCAGUGUUUAACUACGAUGACUUUUGAAUAUGAAGGAGCAUGUUAUAAUGGACAGGAACCUUCGGAGGGACUAAGUGGUGGAGCUGUUUUUCUCAUAAUUUUAUUUUCUGUUGCUUUAGUUUAUAUUGCUGUUGGCAUGAUCUAUAAUGGAUUAAUUAAAAAUCAAUCAGGUAUUAAUUUACUUCCGAAUACACAAUUUUGGAUUGGUUUACCAUUAAAUGCUAUUGAAGGUUGUCGAACUACACUUGGUUUUUGUUCUGGUUCAUCACGACCAAGUCAAGCAACAUAUGAAUCUGUUUAA
Molecule: messenger RNA, 783 nt
Organism: Rotaria sordida
Lineage: Eukaryota; Metazoa; Rotifera; Eurotatoria; Philodinida; Philodinidae
Source: the annotation of a GenBank genome assembly